Osmia bicornis bicornis is the source of this 1889-nucleotide messenger RNA. Its product is annotated as protein smoothened-like. Gene Ontology annotation, biological process: cell surface receptor signaling pathway. The transcript has 4 exons. Gene Ontology annotation, cellular component: membrane. The record is from RefSeq and is a predicted model, not a curated record. Lineage: Eukaryota; Metazoa; Arthropoda; Insecta; Hymenoptera; Megachilidae. Gene Ontology annotation, molecular function: transmembrane signaling receptor activity.
UACGCUUUCGCUUUCGAUCUCGGUACGGAGCCGAUUCGCUUUCUUGGUCCGCGGGCCGUCUUAUAUUUGGUCAAGCUAGGCGGCUCGGUUGCCUUGCGAGAGCGCCUCGCGGCUCGCGGCCCUCUAGCGGGCGCGGCGCGAACUUUCGCCGCGCGCGGCCUAUGGUGGUCUGGUGGGGGGGAUCGGGCUGGCGUACCCGUCACAAAAUAUAUAAUAGUUAUUUAUUCAAUUUUUAUAAUUAUUUAGUGCGUAUUUUCCAAACCCUGUAUCCAACGAGCGAGAGGCUUGUAUAAGUCUAGACCGAAUCCGAAUCCUAUAUUAUCUUUCCUUCACAAAAGAAGGUGUUUAAGCGUUGCGUCGGAUCAUAACAUACCGCAGAGUAGUCACCUACCACUACGCCUACUCCGCAUGUAACAAUAGUACCAAAAACUUUAACAACGAUUUUGCUCUCUAUUAAAAUCCUUUCAAACCUCAUCCUGCACUUGAUCCACAUUUAUCUUUUUCAAGAUACUAAACAAUUUUCUUAUCGCGUUUAACCCUUGAACAGCAGAGGUUGUGUCAAUCGUGAUCCAAACUCACAAAACAUUCAACUAAAAUUAAAUAUAUAAUUUUUAAACGAAAGAGUUUUAUACAUUAGAAGAAUCACUUUUAAAGGAGCAGUGUAAAAUAAUAUGAAAUACAAAAUUAAAUUAAUAUUGAUCUCUACCCCAUGGUCCGCCGUUCAAGAGUUAAACAUAUUCCGGUAUGUUUUUAGCGUCGCGAGGAAGGUUGAGAAAGUUGUCAGAAAUUUGUGGCUCAUUUAAUUUAUUCACAGUUGUAAGUAUUAUACAAAUGAAGGAAUGCAAUCAGAUAAAAUUACAUUUUAUUUGUAUAAAAUUUUAGGUAACGUUUUUAUCGAUUGGAGAAGUGCAAAUAAAUAUCCAGCUUUAGUGAUAUUCUAUAUCAAUUGUUGUUUUAUGAUAUCCUGUAUUGGACGGCUUAUUCAAUUUACACCGGGGAGCAGAGUAGUGAUUGUGUGACGCAAAGAUGGAACAUUAAGUAUGAGUGAACCAAGCGAUUCCGACUAUGCUGGUGAUCUUGCAACCAAACGGUCGACUACUGGAUAUGUGUCAACACUGGGUGAUGGUGCAAUCAGCUGGAGUAGCCAACGCCAAAGAUGCAUAGCUGUUUCGACUACUCAAGCAGAGUAUGUUGCUGCAUCAACAGCUGCCAAAGAGUUGAUUUGGCUACAUAAUCUGAUAAAAGAAUUUGUACCUGAAGUUAGAGCUUGGUUAUUAAUAGACAACCAAGCCGCCAUAAGACUGGCAAGCAAUCCGGAACAGCACAAACGUUUCAAGCACAUAGAUGUGAGGUAUCAUCACAUCAGAGAACUAGUGAUGGACAAGAGAAUUCUGUUGACCUAUGUGGACACGACAAACCAGCUGGCAGACCUACUGACAAAGCCAGUGGAGCCUCUGCAGUGUUUAGUUUCCCAUAACAACACUUGGCAUAUGAGUUUUCAAGCAUUAGGCAAAAUCCAAGAUAGAAUCGAUAAGAAGGGUGCUUAUUUUCAUUUAAUUGCUUGGUGUUUCCCACUUGUUUUCACUGUUACGAUUAUGGCAUUAGGGGAAAUAGAUGGAAAUAAUGUUACUGGUAUAUGUUUUGUGGGUUACGCUAAUCAUGCAGUCAGAGCUUGAUUUUUGCUUGGUCCAGUACUGAUUGUUUUACUGGUUGGAGGAUACUUUUUAUCCAGAGAAUUAACUACUCUGAUUCGGCUGAAAAUAAGUAGCCAAGAAAUUAUAUCUGAAAGAGCAAGUGCUAAAAUACGAGAAACCAUCGUGCGUAUGGAUGUAUUUUGUAACAUUUUAUUGCCACAUUUAUGAGUUCCAACAAUCUUGGGAAUGGUGUCA